Molecule: messenger RNA, 2385 nt
Organism: Myotis davidii
Lineage: Eukaryota; Metazoa; Chordata; Mammalia; Chiroptera; Vespertilionidae
Gene: POMGNT2
Product: protein O-linked mannose N-acetylglucosaminyltransferase 2 (beta 1,4-)
Exons: 3
Coding region: 297-1913 (538 amino acids)
Biological process (GO): protein O-linked glycosylation via mannose
Cellular component (GO): endoplasmic reticulum
Molecular function (GO): protein O-acetylglucosaminyltransferase activity; protein binding
Source: RefSeq, a predicted model, not a curated record
GGCCGGGCUCGCUCAGUGGGGCAGACGCGCAUCGGGCACCCACGAGCCCGGUGGCGGCGGGCGGCGGGCGCGGCGCUGCUGCGCUCCCUGCCUAGGCCUCCCCGGCUCGGGGCUGGCACCGGAUUCAGCCAAAGUUGUGGCCGCAGAAAGCCUCCUGGACGCGAGGGCGGAAGUGGCUCAGCCCCGCGGAGCCCCCGCCGCAGGCCAUUGCCAGCCGGUGCUCAGGGUGCCCGCAGGGAUGGGGUAAGCCCGUCAGGCCUGUGGCACUUACCAGGGCCCCAGGUGGCAGCGAGAGGAUGCAGCUCUCGGCCGUGCUCAACGCCCUGCUGGUGUCCGUGCUGGCGGCGGUGCUGUGGAAGCACGUGCGUCUGCGGGAGCACGCGGCGGCUUUGGAGGAGGAGCUGGCCCUUGGCCGCCAGGCCCCCGAGGCGGCCUCGGCCCUGAGGAUCGACUACCCGAAGGCCCUGCAGAGCCUGAUGGAGGGCGGCACCCACAUGGUGUGCACGGGGCGCACGCACACCGACCGCAUCUGCCGCUUCAAGUGGCUCUGCUACUCCAACGAGGCCGAGGAGUUCAUCUUCUUCCACGGCAACGCGUCCGUCAUGCUGCCCAACCUGGGCUCCCGGCGCUUCCAGCCCGCCCUGCUCGACCUGUCCACCGUGGACGACCACAACACGCAGUACUUCAACUUCCUGGAGCUGCCGGCCGCCGCCCUGCGCUUCCUGCCCAAGCCCGUCCGCCUCUUCUUCAUGGAGGGCUGGGGCGAGGGCGCGCACUUCGACCUCUACAAGCUCCUCAGCCCCAAGCAGCCGCUCCUGCGGGCCCAGCUGCAGACCCUGGGCCGGCUGCUGUGCUUCUCCCAGGCGUUCGUGGGCCUCUCCAAGGUCACCACCUGGUACCAGUACGGCUUCGUCCAGCCCCAGGGCCCCAAAGCCAACAUCCUGGUCUCGGGCCACGAGAUCCGGCAGUUCGCACGGUUCAUGACGGAGAAGCUAAACGUGAGCCACGCGGGGGGCCCGCUGGGCGAGGAGUACAUCCUGGUCUUCAGCCGCACCCAGAACAGGCUCAUCCUGAACGAGGCGGAGCUGCUGCUGGCACUGGCCCAGGAGUUCCAGAUGAAGACGGUGACAGUGUCCCUGGAGGACCACGCCUUUGCAGACGUCGUGCGGCUGGUCAGCAACGCCUCCAUGCUGGUCAGCAUGCACGGGGCCCAGCUGGUCACGGCCCUCUUCCUGCCCCGGGGGGCCACCGUGGUCGAGCUCUUCCCCUACGCCGUCAAUCCUGACCACUACACCCCCUAUAAAACGCUGGCCACGCUGCCUGGCAUGGACCUCCACUAUGUCGCCUGGCGGAACAUGGUGCCAGAGAACACGGUCACGCACCCCGAGCGGCCCUGGGACGAGGGGGGCAUCGCCCACCUGGACCAGGCAGAGCAGGCCCGGAUCCGGCAGAGCCAGGAGGUCCCACGGCAUCUCUGCUGCCGGAACCCCGAGUGGCUGUUCCGAAUCUACCAGGAUACCACGGUGGACAUCCCAUCCCUCAUUCAAACCAUACGGCGCGUGGUGAAGGGCCGGCCAGGGCCGCGGAAGCAGAAGUGGACAGUCAGCCUCUACCCAGGCAAGGUGCGGGAGGCGCGGUGCCAGGCGUCGGUGCAGGGCGCCUCUGAGGCCCGCCUCACUGUCUCCUGGCAGAUCCCGUGGAACCUCAAGUACCUGAAGGUGCGGGAGGUGAGGUACGAGGUGUGGCUCCAGGAGCAGGGGGAGAACACCUAUGUGCCUUACAUCCUGGCCCUGCAGAACCACACCUUCACCGAGAACAUCAAGCCCUUCACUACCUACCUGGUGUGGGUCCGCUGUAUCUUCAACAAGCUCCUCCUGGGACCCUUCGCAGAUGUGCUGGUGUGCAGCACGUAGCGAGCGUGCCGAGGCCGGGCCUCCGAAGGUGGCCUCUGCAGCUCAGCGUCCCUGGGCCCGCUAACCCCCGUGGUGGCUUCUGGAAAUCCUGUGUUUAUUUAUUCAGCAGGCCUGCCCUGGGCCUGUGCCCCGUGACUUCUUACUGCAUCUGGGGCGUGGGGUUCGUAGCACUCUGUGCUGCCCUGUUAUGGUGGGACACCCCCUCCCGCACCCUUCUCCCUCCUGAGCGUCCAUACCCCUGGAGAAGGUCCUUCGGGAGGAGGAGAAGGACGUAAGGACCCCGAGAACCUCUUGGGCCGAGUGAUCGUGCUGUUCCUUACCGAGUCCUUCUGGUUGGUGCCCAGGUUUCCGGAAACGGCGAGUAAUCAGGGUGGUUUGGGCAAGUGACUCAUCAGCUUCCAUCACCGUAAAAUGCACCUGCAGCCCAAUAAGGUGUGUUUGGGACAGUCAUUAAAUGAUUAUAAACAUCUUG